Messenger RNA from Synchiropus splendidus (mandarinfish), 2782 nucleotides. RefSeq names its product maternal B9.15 protein. Lineage: Eukaryota; Metazoa; Chordata; Actinopteri; Syngnathiformes; Callionymidae. Gene Ontology annotation, cellular component: nucleus; cytoplasm. Gene Ontology annotation, biological process: negative regulation of mitotic cell cycle; negative regulation of cell population proliferation. The record is from RefSeq and is a predicted model, not a curated record. The coding region runs from base 1455 to 2363 and encodes 302 amino acids. The transcript is spliced from 5 exons.
AGAGAUAAAGUAAACCACGGUUCUGUCAACAACCAUGUUCUCCUCCUAUUCAAACUGCUUCAGACUCACAGUGCAGAAGCUUCAACUGUUUAAUAGCUAAGGCUCCCAAGAUGUUCCUGCGCUACAGUGGAGGUUUCAGCGCAUGGCUCUGGUCUGAGCUUGAGAGAAACCUCAAAAGACAGACCCGGAUUCGUUUUUAUCAGCUCACUAGAAGACGCUCUAAAAAACGUUCAACUGAAAGUGUGUUCAGGGUUUCUGCGUUCAUGGAUGCUGAUGGGCAGAUUGAUGUGUCAACUUUUUAUUACCCAUAGUUUAAUAAUCCAAUCUCAUUUUUAAACCAAAAGUUGUUACUCAGAUGGCAACUUUGGAUCAUGAUCCAGUUGGUGUGUAAAGUAUGUUUCAUGUGUUUCUGUUUCUACAGCGUUUUCUUUGUCGAUUCUUGCGUUGUCUAUGUCUUUGUUUGCCUAACAACCAAAAUGCCCCCAUUGUGGGAAGAAUAACGGCAAUCUAAUCUUAAUAGUCACACUCCUCUCCUCCCUGACCACCGGAGGUCACUGUGUUCUGAAGCUGACUGAUGACGGCGAGGACUGGAAAAUGUGCCGGUUCAAAAUACAACGUGUGCGUUCUGAUGUCGCAGGAGUGAGCUUGCAUACAUAAUAUAAACAUUGGCUGUAUUUUAUUUGCCUUGUUGUUUAAGAGUGUGUUGAAUGGAGAUUGUCCUUGUGUUGUUUGUUAUGUUAUUGUUUCUAUGAGCUGCAGAAUUUAAUAUACUUCUUUAAUAAUAUACUGCUUUAAUGCUUUAAUGCUUUAAGGUCUGCGGCUUUUUUGAAUGAUGAAAAGGGCAGACUAGAUUAGAACCUUUGUUCUCUACUUUAUUCGGCUUUAUGUUGAUGACUGAUGUCAUGACAAGAUUACGCUUUGUAAAUUGUAUUUGUAAAGUGUUCUUUUGGUAACCUCAACUUGCAUAAAGAUAUUGGACAAAAAAGCAGUAUGUUUUCUGAAAUUUACAAACUGACGCCCUUAGUGUCAAGUGUCUUCGAUUGAGUGUAUUUUUGUUUGGUAUUUCUGAAACUAAAGCGAAUUGAGGGGUCUCCAUAAAAACUGCUGGGAAAUGUGUGGUGACAAAUGAGUGAAGAGCUGGGUCCUAUGGAGAGGAACGUUCAGACACUCUCUUGCGAUCGGGCCAUGUUAACCUUGUGGACUCAAAGCGUAGCCGCAAUAUCCAAUUGUUUUAGCACUGUCAGCCAAGACACACACUCACACACACACACACACUCACUUCAUAUUGUUGUGAAAACAAAUUUGGAGGUGAUUGAUUGAAGUUCUGCUUUUGCUUGUCGUGUCUCACUGUCACUCAGGAGUGGAGCAUGUGUCAUUGUUACGGCACAAAUAAUAAUUUUCCUGCACAACACAUGACACUAGCUUAGCAAACGUCUGUCCUUCAGGGCGCUCUGAUGGGACGGUCGGGCCACACAGCUGCCACUGCCUUGGCCUGUGAUAAGCUGGUUCGCCUGCCGGUCAGAGCGACCCUGGGCACACUAUCAGAAGGAGACAUGAAGCGAGAGGUCGAGGCUGGGGUGAACUUCCUCAAACGCCUGGCGUUGGCACAAGGGAAACUUGACAAUACCAAAGCGGAACUGUUUGCCGAGAAGCUGCAGAAGCUCCUCUGCAUCAAGUACGACGAGCACUGGUACCCGGAGCAUCCCAGCAAAGGCCAGGCCUACAGAUGCAUCAGGAUAAAUAAUGGAGUACCGUGUGAUGAGGUCCUGAGGGCGUGUGAGGAGAGUGAGCUCACGCCGAGUCAGCUGAGUCUACCACCUGAAGUUACAGUGUGGAUCGACCCACUGGAGGUGUGCGCGAGGUCCGGGGAGAACAGCCCGCCCUUCACAAUAGCCUGUUUCGACGAUGAGUCGGACUCGGAGGAAGAGCAAGACGACACCUUCGUGGAUUCAAUCCACCUCACGUCGGAUUACCACUCCACCACAUCUUCCGACUGCGGCUCUGUGGCGUCCAGCGACACAGAGGAGGAGGCGAACAAUGUGGAAGAGCCGGCGGAGAGUGAGCCGCCGACAACCGCGGCAGUCGACGCGACCAGCAUUGUCAUGGUGCCCAGGAUCCGGCCGCGUUACGACAACCGAUCGAACAAGCCUGCCGGAGGCGUCCCGUGCGUUUGCCCGCCCCCUCCGUUCUGGCCACGGUACAAGAGGGGCCGCCCAAUGAUGCUCACGCCCAUAUAUGCGCCGUCGGCCCCGUGUCAGCAUGUGUUUGGAUACUACUUCCUGCCGCCGCCACCGCCGCCUCCUCCUCCGCAGUUGCUCAUGCCCAAGAUGCCCAUGCGGGUGUGGGGAGCAGUGAAGGGUUAGAGCCGACGUGGUCAAAUGUGAUUCAGGGUUUGAACUGUUGUCGUUUCAGGCUGUACAUAGUAAGACUGUUUGACAUGGCACUUUAAUGUGACUGACUGAAGUGCGCUUUUUGUAUUAAUUUAUUUGGCCUCCAGUAAUUGAGUAGCUACUGGAUGAAAACUGUAUUUUAAUAGCUACUGUAAAUGCCAUAACUAAUUUUGAUGUAGUUUUAUAAAUCUUCUUGGGGUGCGUUCGUUGUUUUUUAUUGACGUUGGCUAUGGAGAUCUGCACUGGUUGAACUGGGUGUUGAUCAUGGUGUUCUGUGACCUGUUCAGUGAUUUUACUGUUCUGUCAGUGCAACUGUACAUUUGUUACACUUUUCUAUUUGAAAGCACUAAUAUCCCUUAUAAGUUCUCAAGUAAUAAAUGAACUGAAACCUG